This is a messenger RNA of Prorocentrum cordatum, 974 nucleotides long. NCBI's taxonomy places the organism in Eukaryota, Dinophyceae, Prorocentrales, Prorocentraceae. The record is from the annotation of a GenBank genome assembly.
GUGCCUUUCGUUGUCUCCCCCCACCCGGCCGUCUCCGGGGUAGGAGCGCCUGGCACGCCGCGCGAGCGGCCAGGAGGAGGGCGCGCCGCCGUCCUGCCGGGCGCGCACGCAGGCCGGCCACGCCCAUGGCUGUCGGGGUGCGGCCCCCUUCGGGACCGGCAUCUGGCGGCUGGGUCUGGUUGGGCGCGGCGAGUUCGCCCUGCAGCUGCUGACGGACUGGGCCUCGUCGAUGGGCGUGUACCUGGUCGACCCGUACAUCCACAUCGCGCACGGCUAUAGGAGCAGCGAGAACCUGCCCGACAAGGAGAUGCAGAUGGUGUUCGAGGACCUGCGGAUGCGGCUGCAGCCCUUCGAGGGCAGGUACGUUCUUGCCCGUGACUUCUCGUACUCCUUCGCGCAGACCUACAAGAUCGGCGUCACGGCCCCCGCCCCGCCGACGUUCGUGUACGUGGACGCGAACCACGCGGAGGAGGCGGUCUCCAGAGACCUGGAGCUCUGGUGGCCGCACCUCGCGGCUGGGGGGAUCAUGGCCGGGAGCACCUACGCAGACGAUGCCGACGGGCACGUGCGCGUGAAGUCCGCGGUGGACCGGUUCGCGGCUCGACAGGGCACGAGCGUCUUCCUGACCCACGACGAUAUGCCCCCCACGUGGUUCAUGCUCAAGCCGUGAACAGGUCCCGCGGGGCGUCGCGGCGAGAGGUUCGUUCCCCGCUGGAAGGGCUGGCUCCCCGGUGGGAGGAUCGGCCCACCAGUGGAAGUUCCCUGCAAAAACAGUUAUGCGAACGCCUCCUUAUUGUGUCUGGGCGACUAUAUCUCAGGUAUGUUUCACUACGGCGUCAUUAUGCGUGUGGUUUACCGCGUGUAGAUAUGAGCGAGUUCUUUGACGACGUACUUAUUGUGUGUCGAUGAUGUGUCCCGUGCGGUAUGGUCACGUCUGACACGUUGGCUGCACUCUGCUAGGACAUGUUUAUUAC